This is a messenger RNA of Cololabis saira (Pacific saury), 2204 nucleotides long. It is a transcript of the gene aup1, whose product is annotated as AUP1 lipid droplet regulating VLDL assembly factor. NCBI's taxonomy places the organism in Eukaryota, Metazoa, Chordata, Actinopteri, Beloniformes, Belonidae. The coding region runs from base 176 to 1423 and encodes 415 amino acids. The record is from RefSeq and is a predicted model, not a curated record. Gene Ontology annotation, molecular function: ubiquitin binding. Gene Ontology annotation, cellular component: membrane. The transcript has 12 exons.
GAAGUGUAAUCGGUGGACCGGAUGUUAGCCGCGCUGCUAAACUGAGUUUACGCACUCCUGCCGGGACUGUUGGUUUUUUAGUAAAUAUUAACACGAACCGGUGGGUGGUUCACCCGCUGUGUGACCAGACUCCGCAUGUGAACGUGAUGACUAAUCCGUAUUUAGAGAUUUAGACAUGGAGACUCGGGGGAUCGACGACAUGUUUGACUUUCGUCGGUUUCCCAAAGAUGGAGUGGUUUUCUUGCUGUUGCUGAUUUACUUUCCAGUUGGCCUUUGUUUGAUGUUAAUGCGGAUUUUUAUAGGUGUCCAUGUUUUCUUGGUCAGCUGUGCACUUCCAGAGAGUUUUGUCCGGAGGUUUAUUGUGAGAGUGAUGUGCUCAGUCCUGGGGAUGCACGUGAAACAGAAAAAUCCUCGCUCCAGAGACAAAAACACCAAGCUUUACAUAUGCAAUCAUCUGACAGAGUUUGAUCACAAUAUAUUCAACCUUGUGACUCCAUGCAAUACUCCCCAGCUGGAGGGCUCUACAGGCUUUGUUUGCUGGGCCAGAGGCUUCAUGGAAAUCCAGUCAGCGUCAAGCCCCGGAGCGGUCGGAGAGUCUCUCCAGAGGUAUUGCUCUACCGAUGGCACCUCUCCUUUGCUCCUGUUUCCUGAAGACGACACCACAAACGGCCGUGCUGGUCUGCUCAAGUUCAGCUCCUGGCCUUUCUCUCUGACUGAGUCUGUCCAACCUGUGGCCUUACGGGUGACCAGGCCGAUGAUUUCUUUGACUACUCCUGAGUCCAGUUGGCUGGUGGAGCUCUUAUGGACAUUUUUUGCUCCAUUUACAGUGUAUCAUGUAAGUUGGCUCCCAGCAGUGUCUAGACAAGAUGGCGAGUCCUCGCAGGAGUUUGCCAACAAAGUUCAGGAGGUCCUGGCUGCUGAACUGGGUUUGGUAUCCACCAAGAUAACUAAAGCCGAUAAAGCAGAGCACAUCAAAAGGAAGAGACAUUCUCUACCACCACUGUCUUCAAAUGUGCCAACUGGCUCUAUUGGGCUUGGAUUCAUGGUCCAGAGUUUGGGCACAGAUGAUCAUCGGAUUGUUAAGAUGGCCCAGCAGGUGAAAGACGUGCUGCCUCAUGUCCCAUUGAAUGUGAUUAAAAAGGACCUAGCAAAAACCAAUUGCAUCGACACCACCAUAACAAAUCUGCUGGAGAGCAAGGACGAAACCUUGAUGGAAGCGACUGGGAUGUCGACAUUUGGGCCUUCCAAGAUCAGCUCCUUUGCUCCUAGUUCUGCUGCAACUAUAAAGCCUGCUGCCAAAACGUUUGGAAAAUCUCCAACUGACAGACAUUUGUCUCUCCAAGAAAGAAAAGAAGCGCUGUAUAGUUUUGCACGAAGGCGUUACAUUGAGAAGCACGGGCUGGAUGAGGAAGACGGACACUGAACACACUCUGAGUCAAGCCAUCGUUGAAAACUGCUCAGACAGAACAUAUUCAAGCUGCAUAGCUGUUUGAUUUGAAUGGUGAUUUUUAUAUUCUAUCAAGUGGUCAUGUUUGGGGUGGGGAUAUUUUGUUAUUUGCAAAAAAAUUAAAAAAAUAGCAGCAAGUAUUCAGAACAUGUAUACAUUCAUGGAAUGGUGAUUUAUGCAUGUGUGCAAUUCUGUUCUCUGAUAAAUAAUUUUGAUAACAGUUUGUAUAACAAUCCACUGACUGUGAAUCAUAUUUAUUUUUAUAAUGUCCAGAGUUGUUGAUGAAAAUAAAGUUCAGCUUGACCUUGCUUUCAAAAAAUUAUUUCAAGCAGAUGUUAAUUUUAUUGCCUUUUAUUAUUUUCAGGGACUGCAUUGUGAUUCACAUGUCCAAUGUUUAGCACUCAACACCCAUUUUAAGCAAGCUUAGAUAAGAUUAUGUAAAUUUAAGUCAUUGUAAUUUUUAUUGUUUAUAACUUGGAUUUAUACUGUUAAGGUUUUCAUGUGUCUAGUGUCUGUGAUUCUCCAAAUUCUACCAAGCGAUGAUUUGGCAGAAAAUCUCUGUUUAAGGUGCUGAGACUCAGCAAUCCCAGUCAACGUCUCUUGUUGACACUCUUCAAGACAUUGCUCAUGAACCCGGACACAAGGUGAAAAUGAAAUGCAGUACAGCACUGUUAAGACUAUCCAUAAGAGGAAAACUAUUGAAUGUUAUUGGUGCAGUUUGACAGCUGCUGAAGAUACAAUAAAAGUCUUAAAUAUG